Molecule: messenger RNA, 1209 nt
Organism: Vigna radiata var. radiata (mung bean)
Lineage: Eukaryota; Viridiplantae; Streptophyta; Magnoliopsida; Fabales; Fabaceae
Product: putative disease resistance protein RGA1
Exons: 1
Coding region: 3-1205 (400 amino acids)
Biological process (GO): defense response to fungus
Molecular function (GO): ADP binding
Source: RefSeq, a predicted model, not a curated record
UCAUGGCCGAAUCACUUCUUUUCAGCUUCGCAGAAUCGCUCAUAGGAAAGCUUGCCACUGCUGCCGUCCAAGAAGCUUCUUUGGCGUUUGGUGUACAUAGCCAGCUACAGCAAAUGAAAGCAACUAUGGAUCUCAUCAAAGGUGUUCUGUUAGAUGCUGAGCUGAAGAAUCUGCAGAGCAGUGCGCUGAGCAGAUGGCUAAGACAGGUUAAGCGGGUGUUUUCUGAUGCUGAAGACAUAGUCGAUGAUUUUGAGUGUGAAGCCUUGCGGAAAUAUGUUGUCAACACAUAUGGAAGCUGCUCAAGAAAGGUACGCCGUUUUUUCUCAUCAAGUAAUCCUGUUGUUUAUCGUCUUAGAAUGACACAUCACAUUCAAGACAUCAACACCAGGUUGGCCAAACUUGCAGUUGAUAGGAACAUGUUUGGCCUUCAAAUCAUUGACCAUGAUACACGUGUUGUUCACGUGAGGGAAAUGACUCAUUCUCAUGUAAAUCCUUCCAAUGUUAAAGGAAGGGAACAUGAUAAGAAUGAAAUAGUAAAACUUUUGGUGCAAGAUGGUGAUUAUCAAAGUCUUUCUGUUAUUUCCAUUGCGGGAAUGGGAGGCUUGGGAAAAACCACACUUGCUAAGUUGGUCUUCAAUGACAAGAACAUUGAUGAAUGUUUUCAGUUGAAGAUGUGGGUAUGUGUUUCUAAUGAUUUUGAACUUAGGAAUGUGCUCAUUAAAAUCCUGAAUUCUGCUCCAAAUCUGACUCAAGAAAACUUCAAUAACUUUGAGACGGAACAACUUCAAAUUCGUUUGAGAAGUACACUUGAAGGUAAGAAGUUCUUGCUUGUGUUAGAUGACGUGUGGAACGAGGAUCCUACACGAUGGCAUGAGUUGAAGGAAAUAAUAGAUGUGGAUGUUGAAGGGAGUAAAGUCCUAGUGACCACUCGUAGCCAUGCAGCAACUGCCAUAAUGCGCACUAAACCAUCAAAUCUGUACCUUCUUCAAUGUCUCUCUGAAGAGGAUUCUCUUUCUCUAUUUGUGAAAUAUGCUUUUGAUGAUGGAGAAGAAAAAAAGCAUCCAGAACUAUUGGAGAUUGGAAAAGAAAUAGUGGAAAAAUGUGGUGGGUUACCUUUAGUAGUGAAAACUGUUGGGAGUUCAUUGUUCUCAAGGUUUGACAAGAAAGAGUGGGAGUCUAUAAGAGACAUGAGAUUUGGAAUUUAAAACA